AUUGCUACAGAACGGUUCUUUUGUACUUUCCACAUGAACCAACCACUUUAAAAUGCACAUCACAUGCGUUCUGUUGAGAAAAGGUAGGAUCUCAAAAGCUAGAACCAGUCGCACAAAACAUAAUUGAUCCCACUCCAAUUACCCACCAUGUCGCAUGACGAAAAUAUCAAAACUCUCAUUGCGGUGCUUGCAUUUCCAUUCGGCACCCAUGCAGCUCCUCUCCUCAGCCUUGUCAAGAGGCUGUCCUUGACGGUUCCUGAUGCAAGAUUUAUCUUCUUCAACACUGCAAAAUCCAAUGACGCAAUUUUCCCACAAGAUAGUAUUAAGAAAUCGGAUUCUAUAAGACCCUAUAAUGUGUCUGAUGGAACGCCCGAGAAUUAUUUGUUUUCUGGGAACCCCAUAGAGCCCGUUGAGUACUUUAUAAAUUCGACGCCGGAAAACUUCAAGAGGGCCAUGGUGGAGGUGGCGGAAGAGACGGGAAGGGGAUUUAGAUGCAUUAUGACUGAUGCAUUUUUUGGGUUUGCUGCGGAUAUAGCACAAGAAUUGCAGAUUCCUUGGGUCGCUUUUUGGACUGGAGGCCCUCGUUCCGUCCUUGCGCACAUUGAAACCGAUCUAAUCAGGGAAAAAUUGGGAGUACUUGAUGAUGGAAACGAUGAAAAAACGAUUGAUUUCCUUGCUGGGUUUUCUGGAAUAUUUGCUUCUGACCUACCUGGUGAAAUAAUCUGUGGAGACAUAACCUCACCUAUGGCAGGAAUGUUACAUCAAAUGGGAUUAAAGCUGCCACAAGCAACUGUUGUGGUCAUAAACUCAAUUGAAGAAAUAGAUUCUGACAUGGUGAAUAUGCUCAACUCAAGAUUUAACAAGUUUCUCAACAUUGGUCCCCUGGUUUUGACUUUGGCAGACCAGACAAUUUCUGAUCCACAAGGUUGUCUACAAUGGUUGGAUGAGCAGGCCAAAGAGUCUGUAGCAUACAUUAGUUUCGGAAGUACGGUAAUGCCUCCAAGUCAUGAGUUAAAAGCAUUAGCAGAAGCACUGGAGACAAGUGGGUUCCGCUUCAUUUGGUCAAUUAGAGGCAAUCCUGAGGAGAAAUUGCCACAAGGAUUCCUGGAAAGGACAAAGGACAAAGGGAAAGUAGUUUCAUGGGCACCACAGUUGAAGAUCUUACAACACGAAGCAACUGGUGCAUUUAUAACACAUUGUGGUUGGAACUCAGUUUUAGAGAGCAUUGUUGGUGGAGUGCCAAUGAUCUGCAGGACAUUCUUUGGAGAUCAACGUCUGAACAUGAGGACAGUAGAAAAUUUAUGGGGAAUUGGUAAAGGAAUUGAAGAGGGAGAGAUAACUAAAGCUGGUGCAAUUAAAGCAUUAAAACUUGUUUUGUCAAGUGAUGAAGGGAAACAGAUGAGACAGAAACUUGGAUCUCUUAAAAAGCUUGCUUGUGAUGCUGUGCAGCCUCGUGGUAGCUCAACUGCAAAUUUUGAAACUUUGACAAGUAUCAUCACCCACUAAUAAUUAAUAUAUUCUUUUACUUUGACAUUAUUGUUUGCACUUGCUAUGAAUUACAUGUUUGUGAUAUAAAAUUUAGAAGAGUAUUUUACAUGGUAUGA
Messenger RNA from Manihot esculenta (cassava), 1604 nucleotides. Its product is annotated as flavonoid 3-O-glucosyltransferase. Lineage: Eukaryota; Viridiplantae; Streptophyta; Magnoliopsida; Malpighiales; Euphorbiaceae. The transcript has 2 exons. Gene Ontology annotation, molecular function: UDP-glycosyltransferase activity. The record is from RefSeq and is a predicted model, not a curated record. Bases 148 to 1506 code for a protein of 452 amino acids.